Molecule: messenger RNA, 15905 nt
Organism: Talpa occidentalis (Iberian mole)
Lineage: Eukaryota; Metazoa; Chordata; Mammalia; Eulipotyphla; Talpidae
Gene: RYK
Product: receptor like tyrosine kinase
Exons: 15
Coding region: 132-2030 (632 amino acids)
Biological process (GO): multicellular organism development; positive regulation of kinase activity; cell surface receptor protein tyrosine kinase signaling pathway
Cellular component (GO): signaling receptor complex
Molecular function (GO): ATP binding; protein kinase activity
Source: RefSeq, a predicted model, not a curated record
AGCCCCCCGUAGUGGACUAUGCCGCCGAGGAGGCGGCGGCGGCGGCGCGCUCCGGCGGUCUGAAGCGGCUGCGGGCUGCCACGGGCCAGCGGCGCCAUGAGCUGGGCGGCCGCCCCCGGCUCGGGGCUGUGAUGGGCUCGGGGCCGGGGGUGGGCGGCGGCCGCGCGGCGGGCGGCCAGCGCUCCUCCUCGGCGGCGGCGGCGGUGGCCAUGCGCGGGACGGCGCGGUCGGGGCCGCCGGGCCGGGGCCGCCUCCCGGGGACCCGCGGCCUGAGAGCCCCGCCGCCGCCGCUGCUGUUCCUCCUCGCGCUGCUGCCGCUGCUGCCGCUGCCCGGCGCCGCCGCCUCGCCCGCCCUGCGGCCCCCGGCGCUGCAGCCCGCGGCCGCGGGGCCCAGCGUGAGCCUCUACCUGAGCGAGGACGAGGUGCGCCGGCUCAUCGGUCUUGAUGCAGAACUUUAUUAUGUGAGAAAUGACCUUAUCAGUCACUAUGCUCUAUCCUUUAACUUGUUAGUACCCAGUGAGACAAAUUUCCUGCACUUCACUUGGCAUGCAAAGUCCAAGGUUGAAUAUAAGUUGGGAUUCCAAGUAGACAAUUUUGUGGCUAUGGACAUGCCCCAGGUUAACAUUUCUGCCCAAGGGGAAGUUCCACGCACUUUAUCAGUGUUUCGGGUCGAACUUUCCUGUACUGGCAAAGUAGAUUCUGAGGUUAUGAUACUUAUGCAGCUCAACUUGACAGUAAAUUCUUCAAAAAAUUUUACAGUCUUAAAUUUUAAAAGAAGGAAAAUGUGCUACAAAAAGCUUGAAGAAGUAAAAACUUCACCCUUGGACAAAAACACUAGCAGAACUAUUUAUGAUCCUGUACAUGCAGCUCCAACCACUUCUACUCGUGUGUUUUAUAUCAGUGUAGGGGUUUGCUGUGCAGUAAUAUUUCUUGUAGCAAUAAUAUUAGCUGUUUUGCACCUUCAUAGUAUGAAAAGGAUUGAACUGGAUGACAGCAUCAGUGCCAGCAGUAGUUCCCAAGGGCUGUCUCAGCCUUCUACACAGACGACUCAGUAUCUGAGAGCUGACACACCCAACAAUGCAACUCCUAUCACCAGUUAUCCCACCUUGAGGAUAGAGAAGAAUGACCUGAGAAGUGUCACCCUUUUGGAAGCAAAAGCCAAGGUGAAGGAUAUAGCAAUAUCAAGGGAGAGGAUAACUCUAAAAGAUGUACUUCAAGAAGGUACUUUCGGCCGUAUUUUCCAUGGGAUUUUAGUAGAUGAAAAAGAUCCAAAUAAAGAAAAGCAGGCAUUUGUAAAAACAGUUAAAGACCAAGCUUCUGAAAUUCAGGUGACAAUGAUGCUCACUGAAAGUUGUAAGCUCCGAGGUCUUCAUCACAGAAAUCUUCUUCCUAUUACUCACGUCUGUAUAGAAGAAGGAGAAAAGCCCAUGGUGAUACUGCCUUACAUGAAUUGGGGGAACCUUAAGUUGUUUUUACGGCAGUGCAAAUUAGUAGAGGCCAAUAAUCCUCAGGCAAUUUCUCAACAAGACCUGGUACACAUGGCUAUCCAGAUUGCCUGUGGAAUGAGCUAUCUGGCCAGAAGGGAAGUCAUCCAUAAAGACCUGGCUGCUAGGAACUGUGUCAUUGAUGACACACUUCAAGUUAAGAUCACAGACAAUGCCCUCUCCAGAGACUUGUUCCCCAUGGACUAUCACUGUCUAGGGGAUAAUGAAAACAGGCCCGUUCGGUGGAUGGCUCUUGAAAGUCUGGUUAAUAAUGAGUUCUCCAGUGCUAGUGAUGUGUGGGCCUUUGGAGUGACGCUGUGGGAGCUCAUGACUCUGGGCCAAACACCCUAUGUGGACAUCGACCCUUUUGAGAUGGCUGCAUACCUGAAAGAUGGUUACCGAAUAGCCCAGCCAAUCAAUUGUCCUGAUGAGUUAUUUGCUGUAAUGGCUUGUUGCUGGGCCUUAGAUCCAGAGGAGAGACCCAAGUUCCAGCAGCUGGUACAGUGUCUCACAGAGUUCCAUGCAGCCCUGGGGGCUUAUGUCUGACUCUACUCUCAUAGUCCUGCAGCAUCAGGAGGAAGGUGCCUGCCCAGGCUCACUUGGAGCCAGUCACCAUUGCUUUGUGCGCCAUGCAAAGCCAGCAGAAGCACAUUUGUCUUCCAGAACACUGUGCCUUAGGAAUGCUUUAGAAUCUGAACUUUUAAAAACAGACUUAAUGUGGAAUAUUUUCUAGAUAUCACUUUUAUUAGGUUGAACUGAAAAGUUUUUGUAAAUUUUUUGGCCAAAAAAUUUUUCAAACAUAGUUACUUUGGACUAGGGGUACAUUUUACAAAAUAAAUUAACAGUUUUUUAAAUCGUUUAAACAAAUAUUUUGAAUAGCUAUCUUAGUGCCAACUGCUUUUUAUUUUUUGAUUUCAUCAAGGUAAUGUAGGUGAUUCACCUUUAAAGUCUUUUUUUUUUUUUUUUUUUAACAUUUAUCACUAGUUUUGGGGAAUGGUUUGUCUUCAAAGAUGCAGUAAUUUUCUUAAGAAAAGAAAACAGCAUAAAAAGAUGUUUGGCUUGCCUUACAAGAAAAGGCUGAAUUUAGAGGAAGAAAACUUAAAGAAAAAUUAGAGAACAAAAAGGAAACUAAAAGAAACUUAAUUAGAAACAAACUGCCCUUUCAUGGAACAUUGUUUUUUAACUUUUUUAAUGUAAAGGAGUUCUGCUUUCUUAUUUUAGGGGGAGAGGAGCUGAGUUCAUUGAAACAUCUUAAAUUUGUCAGAAAUUAGCUUUUCCAUGAACCAGAAGCAGGCUGGGGGCAGGUCAGUAGUAAACAAUGUGGUUCUAUUUAUUUUUACUCUCUGGAGAAGGAGAUAAUACAAUUCCAGAAAGUGAAAUCAUGUUUCUAAGGUUAAGAAACCCUUGUAUUGCACCUAGAAUAGUGCUAUGCACAGAGUGGGUGCUUGAGUUAUUGUGGGUAAAACAAAAUGUAAACUGGUAAAUUUUGUGCAUAUCUUCAAGGCUGGCGUAAAUAUGAAUUUUUUUUUAAAACACUUGAAAAAUUAAAGGAUUUGUUUUAUAUUAUGUCCAUAUUGAAAAUAUUGUUCAUAAGGAUUUGUUGGUUGUGUCUGGUAAACCUCUGAACAUGCAACAGCAAGAUCUCCAUGUUUUAUCCCAUCUGUGUUUCACUCAGGCUUCUAAGCCAUAACACAAUUGCUGCUGAUUCUGCUCAGUGUUAGUUUCUAAUAAACAGUUGAGAAUAUUAUUAUAAGGAAGUACUACGACACUGAGACUUGUCUCCAGACCAUUAAACUAGGGGUCUGCAUGUAUUCAUGCUUGGUGUUAGUUAGCCUCAGGCAGAGUUGAAUGGGCCCCCUGCAUAACUCGACCUUCAGCUCCCCUCCUCACAGGUAUAUAAGGGAGACUGUAUAGCAGUUGGAGGCUUUUAUUAUUUUUAAAGAAGCUUUAUAAAUCAGCAGCACAUCUGGAAAAACAACUGACAUAGUAAAUGCUGUGCCACUGGCAGGCCAUGAGCCUGAUUUUCCUGUAUACCAUUGGUUGAGCAUUUGUUCUUUACGUUUAUGAAACACUCAGCUCUCUGAACGGCCAGGUUUUUGAAAGCUCUUUGAAUUGUUUUGUCAGUUAAAGAUAUUUUGUCAAUAGUCUGCAUUCUUUUUGCCUUUUUUUUUUUUUUUUUAACAGAUUUAUUUAUUUAUUUAUACAAGCACUGGGUACAGUCAGAAGUGCGGGAGGGUGAGAGAAUUCACCAGAGCCAGAGCGGGGAACAGAACAGGCAGACUGACAAAAUACACUGCUGAGGGGAGCAGCGGGCACAGCAGGAGAGGUCUGCGUGCCAUCACGCCAUAUGGGACCCUUGCUGGCGGCUAGGGAUUGAACCGGCACUGCAGAGGCUGCGGGGCAGCUUAGCAGCCCAGCACUCAACCGCUGCACCACCAGGGAUGCCCACAGUCUGCAUUCUUAAAGGCAUUCAGUCUACAAGAAUUUAUUUAGCACUUACUUUGUGUUCUACACAUGGAGUGGUUCAACUCUAGCAUUCCUUCCAACAUUCAGUGCAUUUUAUUGUAUAUUCACGUGAGCACAUUACCUAGAAAUGACAAGUCUAACAAGAUCAAUUCAAAAGAAAAAGGGCUGACAUCUCACUUUUAUCCCAAAUUAGCAAAUACUAAGAGUUGCUUCCAAUUUGUUGGGAUGUUUGAUGCCUUUAACCUUAUCUUUUUGUGUUUGCAAGCUGUUUUAUUUUGUGAUUUUUUUUUUUUGUCUUAAUAGGUGGUUUAAGUUUAAGUAGGUAUUUUAUUGCUGAGCUACUGGUAGUCAUUAACACGAAAAAAACAGUUAUCAGAUUCCCACGACUGUUAUUUCAGUAUUUUUGUCAUAGAUUGUGAAUAUUACUACAUAGACUUAACAGAAAAAUGUGAUUUUUAUGGUAAAGAAGCAAAUUAACAUGGGAUAUAAGCUGGCCCUAAUGACCUAGAGCUUUAUUAUAUUUUACCCUUUCUUAUAACACUCCACUUUAAGGAAAUUUUAUUUGUACAAGAAAGGAGAAUUGGGUUAUUUAUUGAUUGAGUGCCCAAUGUAUGCCUGACUCUCAAGAUACGCAGAAAAUAACAGAUGAGGUUCUUCCCUUUCUCAAUCUUAUGUUCUAAUUAAGUAGCACAUCAUGAACAUAAGUAAGAGUUUGGUAAGUGCUGUAAAAAAUGCAGAGUGGCAUCCUAGAGAAAAUAUUUUUUAGAUGUAAUAUUUACCUAGACAUCUCUGAGCUGAAAUCUGAAUGACAAGAAGCCAUCUAUCACAAGAUCCGGGCAGAACGGACACAAUUGCAGAGACCUUAAUGUAGGCACAAGCUGGCCUCCAGUCUGGCUCUUUGUGUUCAUCUUUCAGCUGCUGGUAUUGAGAGAAGAGAAACUGGAAUGUAGUUAGAGAGGGGCUGGUGCCAAAGGAGGUCUGGGAGAAACAGGAACAGACCAGGGGCCUUGGAGAGUGGAUUUUAAGAAGGUGAUAAGUCUCUAAAAAACCGUUGCAUGAUUUAGGAAAGGAAAGUUAAUGGUUUUAGAACAAUUUGGGUAGUGUGGAAGAUUGCAAGGGGCAGAUUGGAGGUACAUUUUGAAGGUAACAGGCAGGACCUGGAUCCCAUAUAAGUUGGAGAGUGGGGAAGGGAAGGAAAGAUCAGGAAUGACUAGCUGGCUUGAGGCUUGAUCAUCUGGUUGUGUGGCUGGAUGAUAUACUUAGGUGGAAGAAACUCUUUUUGCUUUAUCAGGGUGAAUCAGUAAUUUGUUUUGGUCAUCUAAGGAGAUUUUUGACUAGACAGGUGAGAACCUGCAGUUUCAGGACAAAGCCUCAUUGGAUAUGUAAUUUAGGAUCUAACUUAUAGACCGUAUUUAAAGCCCUGAUAUAAAUGGAGAAGGAAGUCCUUGGGUUGAGUCUUGAGAGCUGUAUUUAAUGGUGCAGUGAAGGAAGAGUAGAACAAAAAAGACCAAGAAGAAACCACUAUGUAGUUGGAUACAACGACAACAAAAACAGGAAAAUGAUGUCUUACAGAAGCUCAGGGAAGCUUCAAAAUGGAGAAAGAAGCCUCUGUGGGAUUUGGUGUCAUGGAAGUUUUCUAACGAAAGCAGUAGCAUUUGGAACAAGAUAAAGUGUAUAUACACCGUGGGUAAGUGCAGACUCUACUGAAUCAGCCCUGUUGAAAAGUUUCACUAUGAAGGGAAAUGGAGCAGCAGCUGGAUCCACUGGAAAUGGAGGAAGUAAUAGAUAUCCCAGAGGAGAUCGAGGAAGUAUUUUGGAAGGGGGAUGGUAGGAAUAGGAAGGAGAACCUGGUUGUUUUCCAGAUGAUGAUACAGUACCAGAAAAUUCUCAUAAGCUAAUGGGAAUGAUCCAGUAGAAGAAGAAAAUUCUUUUGCAGGACCUCUGGCCAUUUGGUCCACAAACAUGAAAACCUUUCCCUCCUCGUCCCAGUUGUGGAAAAGGUUUUAUUUUUAAUUGGUGAAAAUAAUAUGAGUAUGAUGGGAGGUGGUACAUGAAUCUUUAAAUAUUCUUGUUAUAUGAAAAUUUGCCUCUGCUGAGUUCACUUCCUUAGGACUUCAGAUCACUUGUCUUGUUCACCACCAUCAUCUUCUGCCCUGUUGCCUCCUUAAAUGCUUACCUGGUGUUGGACCUUAACUCAUCCAUCCAGCCUCUGGAGAGGUGACUCAUGUUGGAAUCUCCAUCACAGUUAGAACUUGAUACAUGAAAGGGUUGAAUAUUUAAUGAAUUGAUGAGUAAAAAUACCUAAAUUUGCACAAAGGAGCACUUACAGAGGAUUUUUUAAAUCUGCUGAUUCCCUAAAAGCAUAUCAUUUAAAAUACUGUGUUCUAUUACCAAUGUGAUAGUUAUAUUCAGAUUUGAAUUUUUAAGUAAUACAGCCAAUAAAGCAUGAAAUAAAAGAGACAGAUUAGUACAGUGGACCUUAUCACAACCCAGUGCUAACUUAAGCACCCUAUCCCCACCCCCACUGAUCUGUUUAGUUUACUUUCCCUGCCUUUAAUUAGAUUACAGAAAUAAUUAGCCUAGUUGCAAAUUCUGUUUUGUUCUUCCACAAAGUCAAUGUCAUUUGGAGUUAUUCAUGAAAAUAAUUGCCCCAAAUGAAGUAAUUCAUUGACUUUAGGGGAAGAUUGUUUUCCAGGUGUUAUUUUCCCAUGUCCCAGACCUCCACCUCAUACAAUAAAAGGGGGGUGAUAAAACUUAUAGGACUAGAAAAAUAAAAUGUAAAUGAUUAUUUGUUUCUAAUUUUUGUUUCUACAUUCAUUUUUGCUCCUAGUAUUUCAGGACAGCAUUGAGCUUCACUCUCUGGGAUCCAUGUGUAAGUGCAUUGAAUACCUACAUUUUAUGUAUAAGUAAACAAUCUGUCAGACUCUGUUUCAUCUCCAGGAGAUACUGUUCUCUGUGUGGAUAUACAUGUAUUCUUUCAUUGGUUUAUGCACUCUUGAGGAAACUGAGUUUUUAGUUGAGUACAUUCUUACUCUCAAUGAAAUUGAGCUUCCUUUGGUAAAGAAGCAAGGAUGGCUGUUAGUGGACAACUAGGAACAGCUGUCACUGUACAAAAAUAGGACAAAAGGCUGGUGUCUGACCUCCUGUAAUUCUGUCAGGUAUGAAAAGGAUAGUAAGUAAUUACGGAGGCUUGGGGAGUGCCCAGUCCACUUGUUUUUAGAUUGGUGAGUACUGUCAUUACGAGGAGAAAAACAUAGGGCUUGCUUCCCAACCUUUUAAUCUCUAAGUUCUAUAUCCAGAAAAUAUUAUGUUCUCUUGGGAUUGUUGUUACUUUGGCCUUUGGCCCUACUGUUUUCCACCAGUCCAUAAUUCUGCCAUCAGUUUAUUGAUUUGGGCUUACAAUAAUAUUUGUAUUUUCCUCAGUGUUUGACCUACAAUAUCUUCCAUCAACUACCUUUCGUCUAGUUUCAUGGUCUCAAUACCUAGGGCCUUAGGAAGUAAACCAGAGAUUGGCUAUAUGUCUUUAUAAAAAUUAUUUUUUUAAAGAGCUUAGACAUUCAUCUAAUCAUAUCACAUGAACUUAUUAGACUGUAUUUUAUGUGCCUUUUAUUUUAGACUUUCCAUUCAUUUAAAGGUUGCUUUAUUUUUUAAUGGAAACUUUGGUCACAGCAUUACUAAAUAUACUCUAAACAAUGCCUUAGAAGUUGUCUGUAUUACCCAGAGUGCAGAAUACCCUGAGACUCUGGUGGACUUUAGGAGGAAUUGGUCAAAGAUCCUGGCUCUAGAAAAGCAUUAGAUAUAAUAUUCUGAAUCAAGUUUCUCUAACUUUGCUCACACUAGAAUGAGUUUGACUUAAUUAUGACCUGAUUAUCAGGAAGUGCAAUGUCUUGAUAAUCCUGUGUUAAAAUCUUGUGUUGGAAGCUCAUGGCAGCAACUCUAUGGACUUUGCUGUUUUGUUUCCCCCAUAAAGGUCCACAGUUGACUUAACUGAAAGGAGGGCAGCUUUUUUGACCUGACUAACUUUCUUGGUCAGCUAAGCAGACUCUUGUCUUGUAGGAAGUACUCUCUAGGAUCUUUCUUGCUUCUCUGGCAAGGCAGGUAAAGGAAGAGGCAGGAGGCUGCAACUUAGCCAGGCUGUGCUUUCCUGAAACCAGAGACUGUUACUCUGAGGACUUUCCUGUCUCAACUUACUCCCUGGCCUCUUUGGGCCUUUUCCCUCUCUUUAACAUCCCUUUUCUAAUCUUAGCAUCUGGCAUGUAGCAUAAUCCCUCGUAAAGGAAUUUCAUUCCCUUUCCACAGGACACAACCUUUCAAGUGCAUUUAAACAAUAUAAUAACAUUUUUUUUUAAUUAAAGAUUUAUUUAUUUAUACAAGAAUGGGGGUACAGGCCAGAGGUGCGGGAGGGUGAAAGGAUUCACCAGAGACAGAGCGGGAAACAGAACAGGCAGAAGGACCAAAAUACACUGCUGAGGGGAGCAGCGGGCGAGACAAGCGAGGUCUGCCACGCCACGUGGGAAUCUCCCUGGCUGGCGGGGAAUUGAACCUGGGCUGCAGAGGCCGCAGAGAGCUUCACAGUGCUGCACUCAACUCGCUGCACCACCGGGGAGGCCCAAUAUAACAUUUAAAAAGAGAUAAAAAGGAUGCAUCUCUCCCACAGCCACCUUAGCAUAACGAUAUUUUAGCACUAAAAGGAGGGUAACCUAACUUUUAUUUUACUGAAAGGAAACUGAAUUCACAGUAACUUCCUAGACACAAGACAGAAGGAAAUAGACUCUCAUGUUGCCUAUUUUUAGGGAGAUAGAGUUCUUUUCCAGGAAGGGAAAUUAAUUUAUUGUAGUUACUAAUACUCCUGAACAGAGCAUUUCAAUGUAAAUCUUUCAAAUGAAUAAACAUUAAUUUUGUUAUUUUAGUUCUGUGAGCAGUUUGAUAUUGGAAUGCAGUGUUCCAGGCAGAGAAUGGUCUGAAAGAAGAUUCAAGGGGUAAAUGAUAGACGUGUCACGAGUGCCUGACACGUUGAGAGGUUUAGUAAAGGUGAUGUCCCACAGGUGAUGGAGGUUCAGUGAGAAGCUCAAGUGAUGAUGUGGUCACAUUUGCCUUAGCAGUGCUAGUGGCCGGCAACCAUUGCUCUCUAUUUAUCAGGCAUUGUGCUAAUUGUACAUGCGUUAUCUCAAAUAAUCUUAAUAUCUUAGAGAGUAGUAUUGUCAUCAUCUUCAUUUUACAGUUGAGGAAAAGGAGGCUGAGAUAGUUAAACAUGUAGUGUGUAAUGGAGCUGUUAUCUUAAUUCAGGGCAUCUGACCAGAGCACAGACAGGACACCUAUAUCACUGGGCUAAGAAAGAAGAGAAUUGUGGGAGUGGGCAGAUGUAGUGGGAGACCUAGCUUGGGGGAUGGGGUGGGCCUCAACAUUUGUAGUGCCGUAAGAGACAAUGUUGUUGGUUAAAAGUGAGACUGGAUAGGGACCUGAUAAAUGUCAUGAUAGUUUAAAGCCUUUACUGGAGAAAUUUGAAGGGAACUGACCAAGAGCCUAUGAAAGUGGAACUCAGCUUAAGUUGGCAGUAAGGAAUGUAUGGUGGUACUGUUCUGAUUGGUAUGACUUUUCUCCAUAGAUUUAACUGUAGUAGAAUCUUCUGCAGCAAGUAGUGGGUUGAAUAAGAAAAUUGCUUACUUCACUCACAUUAAAAUCCAAAGGAGGAUGGUGACCCAGGUUAGUGGAGUUGCUCAUUUUCCAGAACCACUCAGCAUUGUAGGGCCUUUCCAUCUUCUUCUGCCAUUCUGCAGCCUGUACUGAUGGCUGCACAACCAACGCUGGAUUGCUGCCACAUCUGCAUCCAGCUCCUGAAAAGGGGAUAAAGGAUUUAUCAACUUCGUCUCUGCUCACCAGCCUAGAUCAGUUCUUCUUCCACAGACGUGUACCCCCUUUUGUGUCUUUACAUGUCCUCUUUCCUCUUCGUGUACUGUUACCUCAUACCCCACUUCCCAUCUAUCUGGGUAACUUCCCCCCAACUGUAAAACCCACCUUACAUGUCAUGUCUCCUAAGAGGCUGCUAUUCUUGACCCCCAGCCUCUUAAGUCUCUUUCUCUUGUAACCAGGUGGUUUCUUCCUCUGCUUAUUCCUGGUUUGUAACUUGAGCUUGCAUACGGCCAGUUUGACUCUUCUAAACCACCAUGUACAUCCUACAUAUCUGCUACCAACGGGCAAUUUCUUUACUCACUUUCAUAUCAAAUUUCCAAGACACACAGUCUCAUUGGCCCAGCUCGUCUCAUCUUUUCACUCUGGACCAUUGCUAACCUGUGUAUAGCAACCGUCAGCUGAUCAGUCAUGUGUAAGAGAACAGAAUGGGAUACUAACCCAAACCCAGCUGCUCCCCAGGCUGGGUUCAGCACCAAAGCUGCGAUCUGUAGUUACAGAGGUGGGAAGGAAUAUGACCCCAUCAUUGCUUUAUAUUCCUGUCAGGACUUGGAUAUGGGAGGAGUGUUUAGAGAGAUACAUGCUGGUUAUUUUGGUUCAUCACUCAGGAUUUGAUCAGCUGCUUGAGGAUGUAUUUGGUCAUUGGUCUCUUCAUUCAACUGAACGUUUGAGAAGCUCUGCCAGGCCCUGGAAAUAGAGAAGGGAGGGAGGCCAUCCUGUCGUGAGUCUGGUGGUGGGAGAAAAGCAGAAGAGGGAUUAGGACACAUAACCAGCCAGUCCCAUGUAAUAGAUAUGGGAGGAAGGCCUCUGAAGCUGUGGAUAUCCCCAGGAUUCAAACCCCAGAGAGCCUGCUUUGUUAAAGAGCCUAUGAAGCCCAAACACUUAGAGAAGUCAUCUCCAGAGAUAUAGGAUGAUCCCUGGAGGUGGCCAAUGACUCCCUACUCUAUGUGGGGAGCUGCUAGAGUCACUGCCAGCAGUGGGGUGGGAAUAUUGUUAGGGGGUUUGUGUGUGUUACUUGGAUAUGCAGUGCCAAUGGCCAUCACUUCUGUCCUUGAAUUAAAUUUUUUUAAUUGUUCCCAAUAGUGUGAUGAGAGUACGUCUGUGAAUCUCAGUAACCUCCUCCACCUGCAGCCCCUCUACACCCAGUGGCUCAGACCACCCCAGUCUCAGGGUAUGACUGCAGCUUUGCCCAUACCCUGGAGUUGAGCUUUAACUCCACAGAUUGUCACAGUGACUGCAGGUCAACCAACCUACCUUCGUCUCUUUCCCUCUUCUCCAUUUUAAUUAAAACUUCUGUUUGCAAAUCCAGUCCUUGUAUGUAACAGUCUCUUUCUUGGAAAACAAGUAAUCUAUUUCCCAGAGACAAAAAAACAGAAAUGCUUAUCUUUUGAAAAGCUAUCACAUUAGGUCAAGGGGAAUUUCUUGUCUCAGAGUGGUGAGAAGAGUCUGACCAGGCCUAGACUCCCAUGGGUGUACAAGACAGAAACUGAAAGAAGUUGGAGGGGUCAGGCCUGAGGCAGUCCUACCACGCUAGACCUCCCACUGUUGGCUCAGAGACUCUGGCCCCGAAUUUCUCAGGGAAGUCCCUGUAGAUACUAGCCAUGAGAAAUGGUCCUUCUCCAGCUCCCAUCAAGACAUCCAGGGGCCUGCCUACCCUUCACCUCAUCUCAGGAAGACAGUUAUCUACUCUCUUCCCUGAGGUUUUCCAGGCUCAAAGAAAGCACCAACUGGAAGUCAUUCUCUCCUAGUACACUCUUACUUGGAGCUUACUUAGAAUGUAGUGUUCAAGGCAAAGUGGCAAGAAAGACGAUUUAAGGGGUAAAUAGAUGAGUCCCUACCCUAGAUGACAAUAUUCAGAACCACUUUGUACAAGAGACCAAUUUUGGUUCCUUUCUCUUACCCCAUACUCAGCUCUCUCUUUCUAAAACAUAUCCCUGCAGCCACCCUCCCAUUUCUCUUCAUUCUGUCUUCAUCCUACUAGGUUUGUGUGUGUGUAACCUGGAAGAUGUAAGGCUAUUGUUAAUCUGAGGGACUAUCACUUCUGUCCUUGAAUGAGAUUUUCUAAUUGGCCCCAAUAAUAGAUGAUGAGAGUGCCUCUGUGAACCAUCAAUGAACCUCAGAGAAUUUUGGCCCGAUGCUCCAUGUCUCCAUCACUCCUACCUGGAUGAUGCCAACCCCUUCCUACCCAAACUGCUGCCCAGUCUCUCUCACUAGAAUCUAUUGUCACAGCUGCCUGAGCCAUCCCAGGACAGGGGUCCUCCUGCCUGAGGCCUGUUUUACUCAUUACAGUGCAAAAGUACAGCACAGCUUGGUUCUCCUGAACAACUGGAGACUGCACAAGCCUGGGUGGGAAUUCCAGAAGGAUCUGCGCAGAGUGUUACUUCCCUCCCCCUGGAAGCUGUGGGUGAGGGGAGGAAGACUCCGGAAACAAUCCAAGGCCAGGAUGCUUCCACUGCAUGAGGACUUUCUAGGCAGAGAAUGGUGGCAAGUAUUCCAGAAGAGAAGCUGCCAUUGGCUGGGUGAUCACCUCUGACCUUGUGAGCCCUGGAGCUCAGGGAAAUUGAGAGCUGGCCAUGGCAUAACCUCUGGCUCAUUUUCUAAGUGCCAGGCUAGGCCAGGGGCCCUUUCAGAAGCUCAGCUAUUUGUUUAUCCUCAAUUAACUUGCUGUGGUCUAUCCAGUUGGUAUCCUGUGGACUCAUUAUUCUCUUCUUCACUGACCCUGCCACCCCACCUUCUUUCCAUGCUAGUCCUCUUCCUUCUUUUCUGACCCCCUCUAGGCCAUUAACCCUUUUCUGUUAGCCAUUGCUAGUCUAGAUUCAGCCCUCUUUCUGAAGAGCUUUAUCUCAUUCUUCCUCUUGUCAACAUUACUAUGUCCUCCCAUAUUCGAUCCCCAAGUCCUGAUUCUGUUUAUGGUCCUCAUUCCCUAUGAUUUUUGCAUUUUUUGUGACUUCCUCCUCUGUCUCUAUGUUAACUUGAUAAUGACUUCACAUUCAGUGUCUUCCCCAGCUGGCUUCCAUCACAUUUCCUGGAAGAGCUGCACCUCAACUACCCUUGGUCCAUGGCUUUCUUGGUUGUCAGUGGCCCCUGACCUGGGACCAGUGUCAUCACUUCUGGGGGCUGCCCAGACUGCAGGUCCUAAAAUUCCCAGGGCUGCCAGAUACAGUAGCUUUUUUCUCAGACAUCCUCCUGGCCAUGCCAACACAUCACCCUGUUUGAAACUCUUUCUCCCCUCAACAUUUCUCUCCUGGGCCUUUUCUUUCUCUCAUCAUUUACACAGGCUUCCGUCUCUCUCCCAUUCUGCAGUGUGGGAGAUUCCUAAGGCCCCUGUCCUAGUCUUCUCUCUCCAUCUUGUCCCUCAGUGAUUCCUUAUGUUCUUAGAUAAUGAUGUGUGGCCAGCACCCUCACCAUGGUGUUUCUGUCCAGGCUCUUUUGAGCAUCUCUUUUUGAACAUCCUCACCUCGAUGUCAUAGAGUCAUCGCAACCCCAGUGAAACCAACAGAAAAUUCAACCUCUCCUUUUCUCGGUCCUCCACCAGCAUCUGCCCAGGACCUUCACUCCUGUUGUGGUUCUUCCUUAGUUAUUCAGGGUUAGAAUUUUGGGACUCUCCCAGAAGGCCUCUGUAGCCCCUUAUCUUCCUGAAAGUAUUCGUACGGUCAAGGGAGCCAGCCUCUCGUCUCCUCCCCCUGCUCCCAGACAUUUUCGGACAACCUCCUAUUUGGAUCUCAUGCCCCAUUUUUUCCCCAGUGCUACCCUGGCUACCAGUAACCUUCUCCUUUCUUUUUGAAAAUCACGCAGGCAUUUAUUUCAAACAUUCUGAAAAAUUUGUCAUGAGAAGUGUUUUCCUCUAACAAGUAUCUAUGAAUUGAAGCAUGUGAAUGUCAAGAUGUCUAUUUUUUGGUCUGUUACAUUGUAAGCUCCCUAAGCAAAGAUGGACUACCCCACCCUUUCCUCUACAACUUGUCUUAACACUAAUGGUUCAUUAAAUAGAAUGACUUCUUUAAGCAAAGUAUAAUUUACUGACCAUGUAAAUGUAUUCUUCCCACUGAAAAACAGAAAUGGAAUUUAAGAGUUCCUAGUGAAAGAAAAAAUAGAAACAAAUGUGUUCAAAAAGUUGAGAAAGCUGCGCCAGAAACAAGGUUGAUUUCUAAUACACAUUCUCAAAAGAAACAAAAACAGAGAUGGAGUGAAUCCCUAUUAUUGAUCUACAGGUUAAGAUGGUAAAGGGAGUUUUCUUUUCCCACAGCUGUGUCCCCACAGCAUUGCAUAGUGUCUGGCUCAUGUGUUCAUGUGUUUAUCCAGCCCAUGUUUACGCAUGUACAUGAUCCAGCCAGAGUCCCUGCAGUUAAUUUUCUAGUAAUGGUAACAAUUUCCGUCCAGUGACCCUGACCUUUGGGGCCCAGACCUGAGACCUCCGGGCGCCUACUGAGGUUGGACUACUGCCUGUGACCAUAAGCUUCGAAGGAAAUGAUCCAUGACCUAGACAUCACCAACUCCCUGCUCUAAUUCCCUGGCACAAACAUCACCUAGAAAGUCAUUCUGAAGCGUUGAUACUGUUGGCUGACCUACCAUGAGAGGGAGGCACCAGCAGUUGCCACAGUGACUUCAUGAGAAAUGACCUUCCCUCAUUCCUUCCUGUGCCAGUAAUCAUUGUUUAAAAAAUGUUUUUGCAGUGAAAUUAGAAAAUGCACAGUACUUCUGUUACAAAUAGACUUUCUCAUCUUAGUGCAGAAUACUAAGAUGCCUUGAAAUUGUUUUUGAAAAACUGAGGAAAAUACAUUGUUAUAACAACACGUAUACUUGCUGCAGUAAGCAUUUGAUUAACUUUUGUCUGAGAGGAAGUGCCAAGCUGUGGGCAUAUGACUACAACGAGUUUAUUCUUGGGUUAACUAAACCCUAACAAAAAGAGAAAAAAAUAUUUUUGAAGGCUAAUGUUGCCACCUCUUAUCCUAUCUCCCAUGUCUCUUAACCUCUGUGAUGUAUUCUGGGUGACUUUUUCUAACCUGCCCCACUUUUUUAUAGUCUGUGGCUCUUCUGUUCUUUAAUAUAUUUAGGUUUUAAAGUUCAGUGACUCUGCUUUUCAUUUCUAAAACUAUUUUUUCUAGCACAAUAUGUGUUAUCUUAUUUUACCUAAGUAGUUGCUUCUGUUUUUUUAUUGCAUCUUUUAUUUCUUUAAUUUAAUUGCAAACAUGUCUUUUCAAUACUCUGGAUCUGUUAUUUCCAUCUCUUGAAGUUCUUGUAAGUCCAAAGCUGCAUGUGUUUUUGCUGACUCUCAUUCAUGGUGGUUUCCUUUUUUUGUUGUGGUCUAUAUGAGACCACAUGAGAUCCAUGGGAUUUUGAUUUGAGAAAUCAUACUGUGGGACAGUAAGAUAUAAAGAAAAAAUAAUAUGGGGGAUUAUAAUUAUGUACAGAUGAUUUUAUAGUAUUCCUAGAAAGUGUAGGAAAUUCAACAGGCAGUUGAAACCGUAAGACUAUUGGAAUCAAUUUUCAAACAGCAAAACCAAAAAAAAAAAAAAAAAAAAAAAAAUAGAAAAGCAACCUGGUCAAGAAUAAAGAAUAGCUUCUAAAAUCAUUAGCCUUGCAAGUAAAACAAUAAGAACAAUCAGGUUACCUUUAAAAAAAAAAAGGAUCCUAAAAUGGUAGCUUUGAAAUAACUGCAGUCUAAAACAAGUCAACAAAUGUGCAUGAUUUACAUGAAAACUUAUCAAGUGAUACUAAAGGUGGUGGUUUUAUUAAGAAAUGUUCCUGAAUAAAUGGGGAGGUCAACUGUGUUCCUGGAUACAGUGACUCAAAAUCAUAAAUGUGUUGUUGUUUGAGAACUUUUUAAAUGAACUUCGUAUUUACAAUUCUAUAUAAGAAACUUGGAAGUUGCCACUCUAUCCUAACAACCAGUAAAAAACUGAACACACUGAAAAAUUAACAUUUAUUCUUGGAUUUAUUUUUUUAAUUUAAUUUAAUUUUAUAUAUUUUACAUCAUUUUUCAUUUUUGCACAAUGAUGCUUUUUCAUCUUGGUUAUAGUCCCCAUACAGUUCCCACCCCCCUUAUUUUGA